UUUCUUCCAGCUGGCAAGUCUCCUCCUUCAGCGAAACGAAAGCUCACCAGAUCCUCCAGCAAAAACCGGCCCAGUAUCUCCGCUUCAACCAGCACCAGCUCUCCCGGAUCUAUCCUUCUUCCUACCGGGUGGAUUCCAGCAAUUACAACCCUCAGCCCUUCUGGAACGCCGGCUGCCAGUUGGUGGCCCUGAACUACCAAUCCGAAGGGAGAAUGCUGCAGCUCAACCGCGCCAAGUUCGGCGCCAACGGCAACUGCGGCUACAUCCUCAAACCCAAGUGCAUGUGUCAAGGGAUCUUCAACCCCAAUUCCGAAGACCCACUUGCCGGCCAGAUGAAAAAGCAACUCGUCUUAAGGAUCAUCAGCGGACAGCAGCUCCCGAAACCUCGCGAUUCCAUGCUUGGAGACCGAGGCGAG
Molecule: messenger RNA, 416 nt
Organism: Notechis scutatus (mainland tiger snake)
Lineage: Eukaryota; Metazoa; Chordata; Lepidosauria; Squamata; Elapidae
Source: RefSeq, a predicted model, not a curated record